CAAAUUAGGGUUUCUGGUGUCUGUGAGCCCCGUUCCAAGCUGUGCUCCGUCCACCCCACUCAAAACGCUAAAGAUUCCGGCCGCCUCCACUCAAUUUCUACCACCUCUGGUAACAUCCACUGAAAUCCAACCACCUCCGGUGACAUACACGUGUUUGUAGGUCACCUCCACUAAAAUGCAACCACUUCUAGUCAUCUCCGCUGAAAUCCGGUCACCUCUAUUAAAAUUCGGCCAUCUCCACUGUAUGAAUUUGGUUACAUUAUCAUGGCAAUCGAGGCAUGGUCAUACUCGAGGUAUUGGGCCUAAACCUUGUUCAAGUACAUCGCGGAUUGUCUCUGAUGAGGAGUCGCAAACUCCACAAUUUUCAAAGGCACUAUUCCAGAGUUGGUUCCAAAACCCGGAUUUUAGAAAUGAACUUCAAAACUUUUUGAGUUCGAGUUACCCGACAAAGUUUGGAAGCGAAGAUGUUGAUGGUGAAGAAGCGGAUGAUGGCAGUGAUGAUGACAUGGAUAUGAUUUAAAAUUAUAACGUUUUAGAUGUUAAGUAGUUUAUGACGUAUUGGUGACUUAAAACGAUUUCAGAUUGUGACGUUUAUGUAGUUUACGCGUAUAUAG
This is a messenger RNA of Helianthus annuus (common sunflower), 614 nucleotides long. RefSeq lists its product as uncharacterized. The transcript is spliced from 4 exons. The record is from RefSeq and is a predicted model, not a curated record. Bases 176 to 520 code for a protein of 114 amino acids. Lineage: Eukaryota; Viridiplantae; Streptophyta; Magnoliopsida; Asterales; Asteraceae.